This is a messenger RNA of Phalaenopsis equestris, 1685 nucleotides long. RefSeq names its product 5'-adenylylsulfate reductase 3, chloroplastic-like. The transcript is spliced from 5 exons. Gene Ontology annotation, molecular function: phosphoadenylyl-sulfate reductase (thioredoxin) activity. The record is from RefSeq and is a predicted model, not a curated record. NCBI's taxonomy places the organism in Eukaryota, Viridiplantae, Streptophyta, Magnoliopsida, Asparagales, Orchidaceae. Gene Ontology annotation, biological process: L-cysteine biosynthetic process. Bases 103 to 1473 code for a protein of 456 amino acids.
GAUCUCCGAAAACUCUCAGAAAAGAAAGAUCGCAUUUUUAAAGCAGAGAAUCUCUUAAAUCAAAACCGGAGGAGCUCGCUUUUGAACCCGAAUUCGUCUUCAAUGGCCUCCGCUUCUGCAAUCUCUUCACCAACUAUCGUCCACAGCGAGCGCAGAGCAGGGCGGCAGAUUGGGACUGUGAAGCUGUUUGAGAUAGUUGCGGCGCCUGCAGAUGCGAGGAUUGGCCGGAGAAGGUGGGCUGCGCCGCCGGUGCUUGCGGCGGGACCUCCGAGAAAGAGGGAAUCUGUGGCAGCAACUGUGACUGAUGCGCCGGCGGUGGUGGAGAAGGUGAUCGGAGAGGUUAACUAUGAGGAGCUUGCGAAGGAGAUGGAGCAUGCUUCGCCGCUAGCUAUCAUGGACAGAGCUCUCCAGAUGUUUGGGAAUGAUAUCGCGAUUGCCUUUAGUGGUGCAGAGGAUGUGGCUUUGAUAGAAUAUGCUCGUCUCACCGGCCGGCCCUUUCGGGUUUUCAGCCUCGACACCGGUCGGCUGAAUCCGGAGACGUACCAGUUCUUCGAUGCCGUCGAGAAACACUACGGCAUUCGCAUAGAAUACAUGUUCCCCGACGCCAUUGAAGUUCAGGCUCUCGUGAGGAGCAAAGGAUUGUUCUCUUUCUACGAGGAUGGGCACCAGGAGUGUUGCAGGGUGAGAAAGGUGAGACCUUUGAGGAGAGCUCUUAAAGGUUUCAGAGCAUGGAUUACUGGGCAGAGAAAAGAUCAAUCACCUGGCACCAGAGCUAAUAUACCUGUUGUUCAGGUUGAUCUUUCUUUUGAAGGCUUGGAUGGAGGUGCAGGCAGCUUAAUAAAGUGGAACCCAGUUGCGAAUGUGGAAGGCAAAGAUAUCUGGAACUUCCUUAGAACCAUGGAUGUUCCUGUAAACCCCCUCCAUUCUCAGGGCUAUGUAUCCAUCGGCUGUGAGCCCUGCACUAGACCCGUUUUGCCUGGCCAGCACGAAAGAGAAGGAAGAUGGUGGUGGGAGGACGCGAAGGCGAAGGAAUGUGGCCUUCACAAAGCCAACAUCACUCAUGAUGUUGGCAAUGGAAAGGGAACUGUGGCUGUCAAUGGUGUGAGCCAUAGUGCAGAUAUUUUCAACACCAGAGCCAUUGUUGGCCUCACAAGGACUGGAAUUGAGAAUCUGCUGAAGCUGGAGAACAGGAAGGAGCCAUGGCUGGUUGUUCUCUACGCCCCCUGGUGCCAGUUCUGCCAGGCCAUGGAAUCCUCAUAUGUUGAACUCGCUGAGAAACUCCAUGGUACCGGAGUCAAGGUGGGGAAAUUCCGCGCCGAUGGGGAUCAAAAGCCUUUCGCCAAGGAGGAGCUUCAGCUAGGGAGCUUCCCCACCAUUCUCUUCUUCCCCAAACACACCUCAAGGCCGAUUAAGUAUCCAUCGGAGCGGCGGGACGUCGAUUCUCUGCUCAGUUUCAUCAAUGCUCUCAGGUGAGAUUAGGGUGUAUAGUUUAUAGUAUAGGUUCAAAGGUGAUGUUUUUCUGUGUUGUGGUGAGUUCCCCUUUGACUUCAGUUCUCUUCUUAACUGGAGAGACUUAUGGGUGGGUUUAGCUAUUGAUCAAAAUAAUCAUAAUUUUUGUAUUUAGGGAAUGAUCAGGCGAUCAUCCUUUUUUGUUCUGAACAUGAAUUAAAAGGCAAUUGCAGCAA